Elephantulus edwardii (Cape elephant shrew) is the source of this 1206-nucleotide messenger RNA. RefSeq names its product zinc finger protein 805-like. NCBI's taxonomy places the organism in Eukaryota, Metazoa, Chordata, Mammalia, Macroscelidea, Macroscelididae. Bases 1 to 1206 code for a protein of 401 amino acids. The transcript has a single exon. The record is from RefSeq and is a predicted model, not a curated record.
AUGGAGCCUCAGCUUACAGAGUCCUCACCCAGGGCGACUGUGGGGACCCCGCCUUGUGAGAGACGGGAAUCGGGGUGCCCCCUGGAAAUGCAGGGCCAGUGCUGGCGAUCAGAGGCAGACCCCCAGAAGGAGCAGCUCCCAGGGAAAAGGAGCCCCACACUUGAUGGUGUGGGGACAGCUGCAGGGGCACGUUGCAGAGUUCUGCAGGAGCAGGUCCCCCCAGGAGAGGGUCUCGGUGGAGGCGACGCACCUGGAGCAGAGGAAGAGCCCAGGACGCCCGGAGUGAGAAGCCUGUACCUGUGCAGGGCGUGCGGCAAAGCCUUCCCCCGGAGACCCCUGCUCACGCAGCAUCAGCGGACGCACGCCGGGGAGCACGCCGGGGCCCAGCCCUUCGUGUGCACCGAGUGCGGGAGAGCCUUCAGCAAGAAGCCAGACCUGCUGCAGCACCACCCCGUGCACUCGGGGGACAAGCCCUUCACGUGUGCGCAGUGCGGCAAGGCCUUCAGCCUCCGGGCCCACCUGGCCCGGCACCAGCAGUUCCACGCCGGGGAGAACGCCUGCCAGUGCCUGGCCUGCGGGAAGGCCUUCGCGCACAGGUCGCACCUGGCUCAGCACCAGCGCGUGCACAGCGGGGAGAAGCCCUUUGCCUGCGCCGCCUGCGGGAAGGCCUUCAGCCGGGGCUCCUGCCUCACCCGGCACCAGUGCCUGCACGGCGAGGAGCAGGCCAACGCGUGCGCCGAGUGCGGCAAGGCCUUCAGCCGCCGCUCCAACCUCCUGCGGCACCGGCGGAUCCACACGGACGAGAAGCCCUUCCGGUGCAGCGAGUGCGGCAAGGCCUUCACCCAGAGCGCGCACCUCACGCAGCACCUGCGCGUCCACACGGGCGAGAAGCCCUACACGUGCGACGACUGCGGCAAGGCCUUCGCCCACCACUCCACCUUCGUCCUGCACAAGCGCAGCCACUCGGACGAGAGGCCCUUCGUGUGCAAGGUGUGCGGGAAGGCGUUCCGGGACCGGCCCGGCUUCAUCCGCCACUACAGCAUCCACUCGGGCGAGAAGCCCUACGAGUGCUUCGCAUGCGGCAAGGCCUUCAGCCGCCAGGCGCACCUCACGCAGCACCAGAGGACGCAUGCCUGUGCAAGGAGCCCUUUCUCCCCUGGCCAAGUGCCCGUCAGCAUCCACCGGCUUCUGGGGACAGAGUCUUGA